This is a messenger RNA of Heterostelium album PN500, 276 nucleotides long. RefSeq lists its product as uncharacterized. The record is from RefSeq and is a predicted model, not a curated record. Lineage: Eukaryota; Evosea; Eumycetozoa; Acytosteliales; Acytosteliaceae. Bases 1 to 276 code for a protein of 91 amino acids. The transcript is spliced from 2 exons.
AUGUCGAAUCAACAACAACCACAACAACAAACACAGAAUAACAAAGAGAAACAUCCAAUGUUGGAUCCAACUGCAUGUAAAGAUUUAAAAGAUAGACACGAUCAAUGUUUUUAUAAAUGGUAUAGCAACAGUUUCUUAAAGGGUAACACCAGUGCAGAAUGUCAAGAAGAAUGGGAAGAAUAUCAAGUUUGCAUUAAAGAUAAAUUGAAAGCAUGGAAUUUAGAAUAUCUUUUAGAGAAAAAUAAAGAAUUACAACAAAAGAAUAAUAAUAAAUAA